Molecule: messenger RNA, 349 nt
Organism: Alternaria rosae
Lineage: Eukaryota; Fungi; Ascomycota; Dothideomycetes; Pleosporales; Pleosporaceae
Exons: 3
Coding region: 86-265 (59 amino acids)
Biological process (GO): mitochondrial respiratory chain complex I assembly
Cellular component (GO): mitochondrion
Source: RefSeq, a predicted model, not a curated record
AGAGAACUUCACAUACCUUAAAGGGCUACUGCUUAGUAACAAUUCUACUCAUACUACUCGAGAGAGAUACACAAUACUGCUCGAGAUGCCCGGUCGAACACGUCCCAUCGACAAACUCGCCACAGCGGCUGCGAAAUGCUCGACGGAGAGCGCAGUAUACGGCAAAUGCAUAUUCUCAGACUACAACAAUGUACGAAAAGACAUGUGCGUCAAUGAGUUCAUGAAACUGAAGGAGUGCUAUCUGAAGGCGUAUAAGCAGCGGUGACGGCACUCGUAGCGACCCAUCAUUCUCUUUGAAGCACACAGCAUACGAAGGCGUUCACUGUAAACAUAGAAAUUUUAAUUUCAU